Molecule: messenger RNA, 1829 nt
Organism: Paralichthys olivaceus (Japanese flounder)
Lineage: Eukaryota; Metazoa; Chordata; Actinopteri; Pleuronectiformes; Paralichthyidae
Source: RefSeq, a predicted model, not a curated record
AGCUGCUGCGGCUCUUGUUCUGCCUGAGCGUCCGUUCCCCAGUUUUUCCCUCCGGCUCCAUCCCCUGAAACUCUGCCCAGCAUGAGCUCCUCUCCGCUGGUGUCCCGAGCUAACAUGGACAUCCUGGAUGAGCUGCAGCUGAUCGCAGCCCAGAACCUGGAGAGGCUGGAGGUCAACAAGUACUACGAGGUGAUCAGGGAGCUGGGCAAAGGCACCUAUGGCAAGGUGGACCUGGUCAUCCACAAGAUCAGAGGCACGAAAAUGGCUCUGAAGUUCCUGAAGAAGAAAACAACCAAGCUGAAGUCGUUUGUGCGGGAGUACAGCAUCUCGCUCUACCUGUCUCCCUGCCCCUUCAUCAUCAACAUGUUCGGCAUUGCCUUUGAAACCGACGAGUACUUUGUGUUCGCGCAGGAGUACGCUCUGGCAGGAGACCUCUUCGAUAUCAUUCCUCCACAGGUUGGUCUUCCUGAGGCAGUGGCAAAGCGCUGCGUGCACCAAGUAGCCAUCGCUCUGGACUACCUGCACUGUAAGAAGCUGGUCCACAGGGACAUCAAGCCCGAAAACAUCCUCAUUUUCGACAGAGAGUGCCGCAAGGUCAAGCUUUCCGACUUUGGCAUGACCCGCCGGGCUGGCUCGCCUGUGAAAAGAGUGAGCGGUACCAUCCCCUACACGGCCCCGGAACUCUGCGAUGUGUCCCGCCACGAGGGCUUCUGCGUGGACUACAGCACUGACGUCUGGGCCUUCGGCGUGCUGCUGUUCUGCAUGCUGACCGGCAACUUCCCCUGGGAGAAGGCGCUGCCCUCUGACUCCUUCUACCAGGAGUUCAUCCGCUGGCAGAGGAGGAGGACGAACACGGUGCCGUCACAGUGGAGGCGCUUCACCGAGCAGGCCCUCCGCAUGUUCCGCCGGCUGCUCUCCGUGGAGCAGGACCGCCGCUGCUCUGUCAAGGAGGUGUUCGGCUACUUCAGCCACUCCUGGAUGCUGGAUACGGAGAACAACAACAACAACGGCAACAGCAACACAGGAGGCGGAGGCGGCGGAGAGAGGGUUGGCGGUGGAGGAGGAGGAGGAGGAGGCGUGCAAGGCGAGGUGAACGGCACCAUCUCAUCGUCGUCGUCUGGGGAGGAGGAUGAGGAGCUGCUGGUGGAGCGGAUGAAGCAGCAGACUUUGUCCCCUCUCUCUCCCAUGUCUCCUGCGGCGGUGGAGCGGGGGAGCGGCGGCGGGGCCAAGGGCGGGAUGAUGGAGCAGGUCAACGGCCACCAUUUCGUGCCCGUCUCCACCAACAGUUCAGUGUCGUCCACCAACAGUUACGAUCGAAUGCCGCGGGAGAGCAGUUCCCCGGGCAGCCGCAUGCUGGUGGCGACGCCCAUAGAGAUCUGCGUGUGAGCGCGUCGGAUAGUUACCGCCACAGACUCACCACACGUUUAUACCUCCCAUCCACCCACAUAGACGUGCAUGCCUGGAAGACAAAACAAUCAGACGUACACAUGUCCUGUUUUAAACGCCCUGAGAACGGCACAGCACAGAAAGACUUUGUCAAGUGCGUACAUCGCUCAUGAGGUAAAAAAAACCCCAACAACUUCGGAUUCAAUGACGAGUGCGAAUAAAGUUUUUUUGAAACCCAGAGAAGAAAUGAGAAAUAGCUUCCAUUAGAGAUUCUGUCACAUCAGAGAAGAAGACCAAAAUGUAUUUCUUAAAGCAAUACUUCCAGCAAAAAAUACAUGGAAUCAAAAAUAUUGAAGACAGAGAGCGGCAGAGCGCUGGGUGAAAUCUUCAAGACGUCAAAGACUUUGUAUUUUUGAAGAGUUCAAGGAAUCACCCUGUAAGAU